Phacochoerus africanus (Common warthog) is the source of this 2085-nucleotide messenger RNA. RefSeq names its product hematopoietic cell-specific Lyn substrate 1 (gene HCLS1). NCBI's taxonomy places the organism in Eukaryota, Metazoa, Chordata, Mammalia, Artiodactyla, Suidae. The coding region runs from base 152 to 1609 and encodes 485 amino acids. Gene Ontology annotation, molecular function: actin filament binding. The transcript has 14 exons. Gene Ontology annotation, cellular component: site of polarized growth; cortical actin cytoskeleton; plasma membrane. Gene Ontology annotation, biological process: regulation of actin filament polymerization. The record is from RefSeq and is a predicted model, not a curated record.
GGUGGCAGGAAAUGACAGAAAACCUGAAUACGGAACUGAAGCAGCAGCUCAGAAUUUCUUGCUCUGAAGUCGCAGCAGCUAGAGAGGAGCUGAGUGUCGCUGUGAGGAGCUGAGAGCUGAGAGCUGAGAGCAAACGCUUGCACGGUUGAAGAUGUGGAAGUCUGUGGUAGGGCAUGAUGUGUCUGUUUCCAUGGAGACCCAGGGUGAUGACUGGGACACAGACCCUGAUUUUGUGAAUGACAUCUCUGAGAAGGAGCAGCGAUGGGGGGCCAAGACCAUCGAGGGCUCUGGACGCACCGAGCACAUCAACAUCCACCAGCUGAGGAACAAAGUGUCAGAGGAGCAUGAUAUUCUCAAGAAGAAGGAGAUGGAGUCAGGGCCCAAAGCAUCCCAUGGUUACGGAGGUCGAUUUGGGGUAGAAAGAGACCGGAUGGACAAGAGCGCUGUGGGCCAUGAGUAUGUGGCUGAGGUGGAGAAGCACUCCUCUCAGACAGAUGCAGCAAGAGGCUUCGGGGGCAAAUACGGAGUGGAGAAGGACAGGGCAGACAAGUCAGCAGUUGGCUUUGAUUACAAAGGAGAAGUGGAGAAACACACAUCUCAGAAAGAUUACUCUCGUGGCUUUGGUGGCCGUUAUGGUAUAGAGGCAGAUAAACGGGACAAGGCUGCUCUAGGAUAUGACUACAAGGGAGAGACAGAGAAACACGAAUCCCAGAGAGAUUAUGCCAAGGGCUUUGGUGGUCAGUAUGGCAUCCAGAAGGACCGUGUGGAUAAGAGCGCUGUUGGCUUCAAUGAAAUGGAGGCCCCCACCACAGCUUACAAGAAGACAACACCCAUAGAGGCUGCUUCUAGUGGAGCCCGUGGGCUGAAGGCAAAAUUUGAAUCCAUGGCUGAAGAAAAGAGAAAGCGGGAGGAAGAAGAGAAGGCACAGCAGAUGGCCAGGCAGCAACAGGAAAGAAAAGCCUUGGUAAAGAAGAGCCAAGAGGCUCAGCAGCCAGUGGCCACUUUGGAAGAGCCAGUGGUACCAGCCCCAUUGCCCAAGAAAAUCUCCUCAGAGGCUUGGCCUCCAGCAGGGAGCUGUGCAUCGUCAGAGCCUGAGCCUGUGAAAACCAGUAGGGAACAUCCAUUGCCUCCCCUGCCCUCCAGGCAGAAUCCCCCAGAGGACUAUGAGGAGCCCCCAGCUCUGCCACCCAGGACUCCAGAAGUCUUCCAGAUGGAGGAACAGCCAGAGUAUGAAGAAGUACCUGAGCCUGAGUCCAAACUUAAGCCUGAGCCCAAGCCCGAGCCUGAGCCUGAGAAUGACUAUGAGGAUGUUGGGGAGAUGGACAGAUACGAGCAGGAUGAUGAACCAGAGGGGGACUAUGAGGAUGUGCUUGAGCCUCAGGAUCCUUCUUUUUCCUCCACUCUGGCUGGAUCAUCAGGCAGCCCAGCUGGGGCUGGGAUCUCAGCUGUAGCCUUGUAUGAUUACCAAGGAGAGGGAAGUGAUGAAAUUUCCUUUGAUCCAGAUGACAUCAUCACCGACAUUGAGAUGGUGGAUGAGGGCUGGUGGCGGGGACGAUGCCAUGGCCACUUCGGACUCUUCCCUGCAAAUUAUGUCAAGCUCCUCCAGUAACUGUCUCUCUCUGUCUUCUGCACUAGGACUUCCCAUGUACAGAGUGGCUCUGCCCCCAUCCCGUCUCCAUUCUUGCUCCAAGUGUCUGACAGGAUGUCAUGAGUUACCUGAAGUUCUAGAGAGGCUUCCCUCUCCUUCUCCAUUAGGGUUUGGGGUAGAGACAGCAUGAAGAAAACAGUCUCCUUCCCUUCUGUGUCUUCUCUACCCCAAAUGAGCUUAAGGCUGUUUAUCUUGUGGUCCUGCUUCCUUCCCCAUGAAUGCCCUCUCCAGCCCUCCCCGCUCCCCACCCAAGCUCUACCUUCCUUUGUCUGUGAAUUAUGAGCUUCCUGGUUUGCUAACCUGGGAAGGUAGGUCUCUAUCACCUAGUUUUCUAGGUUGUGCUAUUUGCUGACUUUCUUUUUCUGCAGAGAUAUCUCUGAAUAUUCUCUCUGCUCAGUCCUAAAUUGGAAAUAAAGUGGGACCAUGGCUCGCCUCUA